This is a messenger RNA of Populus nigra (black poplar), 2570 nucleotides long. Its product is annotated as subtilisin-like protease SBT5.4. Gene Ontology annotation, molecular function: serine-type endopeptidase activity. Lineage: Eukaryota; Viridiplantae; Streptophyta; Magnoliopsida; Malpighiales; Salicaceae. The record is from RefSeq and is a predicted model, not a curated record. Gene Ontology annotation, biological process: proteolysis.
AUGUGGUUCCCAAGGGUUUCAAUCCUUCUGCUGCUCAUCAUUCUUUUCUCCUUGUUCCAGUCCCCUGCUUUUGCAAUCAAAAAGUCUUAUGUAGUAUACUUGGGAUCACAUGCACAUGGUCCUCAAAUUUCUAAGGUUGAUCUUGAUGCAGUAGCCGAUUCUCAUCAAGAGUUUCUUGGAUCAUAUUUGGGAAGUAGUGAGAAGGCAAGAGAUGCGAUUAUUUACUCGUAUGACAGGCAUAUUAAUGGCUUUGCUGCCAUGCUUGAGGAGGAAGAGGCAGCUGAAAUUGCACGGCAUCCAAACGUUGUGUCGGUUUUCUUGAACCAGGGAAGAAAACUACACACAACACAUUCAUGGGAUUUUAUGAUAUUGGUGUUGGAUGGUGUUGUCGAUCCCUCUUCUUUGUGGAAGAGAGCUAGAUUUGGUGAAGAUUCAAUCAUAGCCAACCUUGACACCGGUGUUUGGCCUGAGUCGCUUAGCUUUAGCGAGGAAGGAAUUGGGCCCGUACCAUCAAAAUGGAAAGGAACAUGUGAGAAUGAUACUGCGGUUGGAGUCCCUUGCAAUCGGAAGCUUAUAGGAGCUAGGUACUUCAACAGAGGUUAUAUUGCAUAUGCAGGAGGCCUCACCUCCUCUGAUAAUUCUGCUCGUGACAAAGAUGGUCAUGGAACUCAUACCUUGUCAACCGCAGGCGGUAACUUUGUUCCAGGAGCAAAUGUUUUUGGCUUAGGAAAUGGAACUACUAAAGGUGGUUCCCCUAAAGCUAGAGUGGCUUCCUACAAGGUGUGCUGGCCACCGGUCAAUGGCAGUGAAUGCUUCGAUGCAGAUAUCAUGAAAGCCUUUGACAUGGCCAUACAUGAUGGGGUCGAUGUGCUUUCGGUGUCACUUGGUGGCGAACCUACUGAUUACUUCAAUGAUGGCCUUGCUAUUGGAGCAUUCCAUGCCGUCAAAAAUGGUAUUACUGUCGUUUGCUCUGCGGGAAAUUCUGGACCAAUGGAUGGAACGGUCACUAAUAAUGCACCUUGGAUUAUAACUGUUGGAGCAAGUACCUUGGAUAGAGAGUUUGAAACUUUUGUAGAGUUACGUAACGGAAAGCGCCUCCAGGGCACAAGCCUUUCAAGUCCUUUGCCUGAGAAGAAAUUCUAUCUCCUCAUCACCGGGGAACAAGCCAAGGCUGCCAAUGCAUCUGCAGCAGACGCCUUGUUGUGUAAGCCUAAAUCACUGGAUCAUGAGAAAGCCAAGGGUAAAGUUGUGGUUUGUCUUAGAGGAGAAACUGGUAGAAUGGAUAAGGGCUAUCAAGCUGCUUUAGUUGGUGCAGCAGGGAUGAUUCUUUGCAAUGACAAGGCAAGUGGCAACGAAAUCAUAGCAGAUCCUCAUGUUCUCCCAGCAGCACAAAUUACCUACACAGAUGGUCUUGCUGUAUUUGCCUACAUUAAUUCCACCGACCAUGCUCUAGGAUAUAUUUCCGCACCAACAGCAAAGUUAGGGACAAAACCUGCUCCAUCCAUGGCUGCAUUCUCCUCUAGAGGGCCAAAUAUUGUCACGGCAGAGAUAUUGAAGCCUGAUAUAACUGCACCAGGAGUGAACAUUAUAGCAGCCUUUAGUGAAGCAUUCAGCCCUACUGAUUUUGACUUUGAUAAGCGCAAGUCUCCUUUCAUCACCGAAUCUGGCACAUCUAUGUCUUGUCCACAUGUUGCAGGUGCUGUCGGACUUCUUAAAACUCUCCAUCCUGAUUGGAGUCCAGCUGCAAUCAGAUCUGCAAUCAUGACAACCGCAAGAACGAGAGCCAACACUAUGACACCAAUGGUUGAUGGGAGAGAUGGUUUGGAAGCAACACCAUUUAGUUAUGGUUCUGGACAUAUAAGACCAAACCGCGCUCAGGAUCCAGGCUUGGUCUAUGACUUGAGCAUCAAUGAUUACUUGGACUUCCUGUGCGCUAGCGGAUACAACUCUACCAUGAUAGAACCCUUCUCUGAUGGUCCCUAUAAAUGUCCCGAGUGAACUAGUAUUUUUGAUUUCAACAAUCCUUCAAUAACUAUACGCCAGCUACGUAACUCAAUGAGUGUGAUCAGAAAAGUGAAGAAUGUAGGCCUACCAGGAACUUAUGCAGCCCAUGUUCGAGAACCAUAUGGGAUUUCAGUUGCUGUGGAGCCCAGUAUCUUGACAUUUGAGAACAAGGGUGAUGAGAAGAGUUUUAAGGUUACUUUUGAGGCUAAGUGGGAUGGCGUCACUGAAGACCAUGAAUUUGGAACCCUAACAUGGACGGAUGGUAGACAUUAUGUAAGGAGUCCUAUUGUAGUUGCUUUUGGAGGUGAUUAUUAGAGAUGACAAGGAAGAUUGUCUUAUUGUAGGGUUUUGCAAGAGGUGGGAUCAGUAAUAAUUAAUAUAGGGAGCAGGUCAUGACUUUCUUUUUAUUUGGGUCAUUAUUGAAGUAGUUUUUUCUAUAGUAGCAUUGUUGUUUAUUGUUUACCUCAACAGUGUAUUUCAUGUCUUUCUUUCAUAUUCGUUGGGAUUUAGUGUCCAGAUGAAUGGUUAUGGUAAUUAUUGUUAUGAUCACAAUCAAGCAGGGGUAC